Messenger RNA from Acanthoscelides obtectus, 1263 nucleotides. NCBI's taxonomy places the organism in Eukaryota, Metazoa, Arthropoda, Insecta, Coleoptera, Chrysomelidae. The record is from the annotation of a GenBank genome assembly.
AUGAGUCGAUCAAGUAAUCCAGAUCCAGCGCCAAGUGCUCAUAUAAUCGCUCUAAAGAUCAGUUGUGACUAUUUGGACCCCACCCAGAUCCAGGAAAAAAUGGAUGUAGACACAGUCAUGCAGUGUAAGGUGAAAAUCGAUAGCUUGAGAAUCGGACGGGGUGGUAUUCAGAACAAGUACAGAAAAAUCAGGACAAAUAAUUACACCUGUUUUACAGUUCCCGUAUCCGACUCCUCUGAUGAAGGCGGUGACUCAGAACUAGAUGAGUCCUUGCUCAAAUUAGCACUCACUGAUUUCACAAGCAUCGGUUCUUCGUUAGGCUCUUCCGCCAAUGUGGGUUCUGAGAUGAAACUCGGCAAAGGAAGGGACUCCGGUAGAGACUCAGUUUGCCUUGGAAGUGUCGAUACUCUGGGAGGGGGCACUGGAGGAAUCUUGGUACAACCUCUGCAAGUUGGAGAAUUGGGCUGUGAAAAAGAACACGACUCGGGGAUGGGCAGGAACAAUCCAUGCGCAGGCAUAGACCUCCUCUUGUUGAGCACUGACUCCCUCCCUGGGUCCCAUAUCCUCUAUAGUCCCAUACACUUCACUUCUUCUGGGAGGAAUGGAUGUACCACUGUAGAUACCCAGCAUCUCUAUGGGUCUUCUGGUACUGCUACGGUACCAUUCCUCUGGUGGGUCAAACUCCUUCCAAUCCACGUCGAAUUGGUACCAGUAUGCUGGACUCAUGUUCUUGAACUUGUUCUUCCUUGGAAGAUUGGGAUUCCUGAAAGAAGAAUAAGUUGGUCAGGCCAGUGGUUAAAUCUUAGCCUGAAGCUCACACCUGAUGGAAAACGUUUGAAUAAAUUACUAAGUACUGUUAAGACCAGCAAGACAAACGUGAUCAAUGUAGCUACUUUGGAACCACUGCAAAGAAAACGAUUAUCGCAUACUAGUGAUGAUAGAUUCAAAGGACCCUUCGUUUCCGUUCUGGAUAAGUUCCGGAAAUCGGAAUUCACCACUUCAAAGAGAAUCCGAACUUUCGCAUUCGAUUUUUUAAGCUUUCGUAGGGUGUCAACCCGUCCUUAAAUUCCGCUCAUGAUGGGAAAUCGAUUGUCAAUGUCGAGGCUACCCUUUGGCCAUCGGAAUCGCAGGGUAAAGAAAUAUGGCUCGGAGGAGGCCUAGGGAGCAAUCUGUUAAGCAUACCAUGGAUGAGGGAUACUGGACCAAGAGCAUGUAUACUGUCCAUUUCAGUGACACCAUAGAUCAGCUCAAACCUGAAACGGA